Molecule: messenger RNA, 611 nt
Organism: Thermothelomyces thermophilus ATCC 42464
Lineage: Eukaryota; Fungi; Ascomycota; Sordariomycetes; Sordariales; Chaetomiaceae
Exons: 2
Coding region: 141-362 (73 amino acids)
Source: RefSeq, a predicted model, not a curated record
CUUUUUUUGGCCUUUGUUUCUCAUUUUUUUCGGUUCCUUUUUGGUGAACAAUACCCCCUUUUCUUCUUCAACUUGGGGACUCGACGUCACCAACACCGGAUCGGGCAGGCCCUGAUUUUCUUCUCAUUUGAUCCGGCAACAUGAGGUACACUAUCCACUUCGUCUUCUUUUUCCUGUUGGGGCUGGCCACCGGUUUGGCCCUCCCGAGGCGCCAGUCCGAGGAGCCAUUUGCCGUUCUAACCCACGCCAGAAACACUGCCUGCCACACCAUCCUGUCAUCCUGCCGAGUAGAAUCCGACUGCUGCGCGGGCCUGAAAUGCGGACUCUUUGACGACGAGGCGCUGUGCGUUCCUAUCGGUUAAAGCUAAAGAGAAUCACGGUGGAAACUGGAGUGCAGGUGGAGAGCAGGGGACUCGAUUCGGUUGUGUUGAGGACUGGCUCCUUCUGGGUACCUAUUGAUUGUUUAUACCUAUGUAACGCAUCUUCUGAAGCCUUGAGGGCUGAGCCGGCCAACUACCCUUCAUGAUGUCAAGAUCAAGGACAACAUUACAACGGCACCUGCUUGAAGAUACGAAGCACUAACCCUAACUGAAUGGGAUCGCAAAUCCACC